Parastagonospora nodorum SN15 is the source of this 3404-nucleotide messenger RNA. RefSeq lists its product as hypothetical. NCBI's taxonomy places the organism in Eukaryota, Fungi, Ascomycota, Dothideomycetes, Pleosporales, Phaeosphaeriaceae. The coding region runs from base 277 to 3075 and encodes 932 amino acids. The transcript is spliced from 8 exons. Gene Ontology annotation, biological process: phosphatidylcholine biosynthetic process. Gene Ontology annotation, molecular function: phosphatidylethanolamine N-methyltransferase activity. The record is from RefSeq and is a predicted model, not a curated record.
AGCGCUUGCUGGAGUUCAACACUCUACGCACAUUCUCUUUGCUCAGAACAAAUCGCUCUUGUCUCUUCAAUAAACCCUCGUGCUUUGUCCGUGACGGGCGCGUUAUUGAACCCACCUCAACAGCCUCCACACUAUCCUGGAUCGACGUGCAUAACUCUUGAAUGUGUGCAUAGCGUCCCGGCACGCACAGCCGUAGCAUUAGCCAAAUAUCUGGCUUCGACCCCUCACCCAGUUUGCACGACGUGAAAACGUACAGACUACCAUUUCCUCCACAAAAUGGCUGAUAUCAACCAUGACGGCCCGAAGGCCGACGGUAGCCAGAUGCGCGAACGACCGUCUGCAAAGCCACUACAUCUCUACAACUCUGAAGAUGCGAAAAAAAAGGUGCUCGAGCUAAACCAAGAAGAAGAAGAUAACAAGCAUGAAGAGAAACGCAAGACGUUCGGUCGUACUCCCGACGGCACAGUAUUCAUUGUGCCACAGACUCAUGAUAUGGUCUCCCAGCUCCUCUCGCCCUCGCAACCAAAGAACCUUUCCGACCUUGCCAUUCUUGCUGUGCUCGCCAGCCUGAUAUUCACACUCUACAUCUGCCCAACAAGCGCCCGCAAGCCCGUUUUCGCCGCCAUCUUCCUCUUCUGGCGAGCUGCAUACAAUGCAGGCAUUGGCUGGCUUCUCGAAGGCCAGUCCAAGCACAAUCGCCUCGUCCUCUGGGCGAAGAACUCGCAUAUAUUUGAGAAUCCCGAGACGGGCAACAACCCACAUCCUACCAUAUACAAGCUAAUUAAGCGCGAGAUGGAGACCAAGAUUCCAAAGGACUACAAGUUCGAGGAAGCGCCGCUCGAGUACAAUACGUGGCUGGUCUUCAGGCGUGUAGUAGACUUGAUCCUGAUGUGUGACUUUGUGUCGUACUGCCUCUUCGCCAUCGCUUGCUUUAACCGUCCGCCGGAGAGUUGGCUACUCUUCGGAUUGCGGUGGACGACAGGUAUAGUACUUUUCAUCUUCAAUGUAUUCGUCAAGCUCGAUGCGCAUCGCGUGGUCAAGGACUUUGCUUGGUAUUGCUACCACGUGUUAUUCAUAUCAAUCGUCGCCCACGCCGCUCAAUUUGCCUUUUUGACUCUCGUGGAAGAACCUCAUAUUCAGAAGAUCUACAACCCACCACCGCCACGCCGAAUGCGCCAAAACUCCGAGAAGUUCAACCCUGAAGACCGCCCAGCGACAGCCCAUUCCGAUGCGACCUACACUGACACGGGCGUCAUUUACGAUUCCGUCAGACAACCUGCCCCAAUGCAUCACAUCGUCGGCCUCCAGAAUACCGACUUCCACCGCUCGAUUGACGUUACGGUAGUGUUACUUUGCUUCUACAUGUUCUGCCUCGCGACCGUGACCCCAAAUACCAUCGCGGUGCGUUUAUUUCUCUUCGUUCACGCAUUUGUAUGGCGGCUCUGGUACGCUCUAGGUCUUGGCUAUAUCCUCGACCGACAAUCCAAGAAAAAGAACUGGACGAGGCACUUCAUCAAGCAUGGAGAUACCAAAGAAGAAGCAUGGCGACAGUGGAAGUCACUCUAUCACCUCAGUAUGACCAUGUGCCAUGCUUCGUUCGGAGCGGCGGUCUGGAAGAUGUACGAGCUGCCGUCAGACUGGUUCCUUGGCUUGACUCUUUUGAGGCAUGUUCUUGGCGCGGGACUGCUCUUACUACAACUUUGGACGUCCACAAGCAUCUACGACUCUCUGGGCGAAUUUGGAUGGUUCUGUGGUGAUUUUUUCUUCGAUCCGCCAUCAAGCAAUCUUACCUACUCGGGUAUCUAUCGUUUCCUGAACAACCCGGAGCGCGUGCUGGGUCUGGCCGGCGUAUGGGGCCUUGCACUGAUUACGUGGAAUCCGCCGAUCUUCUACCUUGCUGCGACCGCUCAUAUUCUCAAUCUGGCUUUCCUGCAAUUUGUUGAAAGGCCUCACAUGCAACGACUGUACGGCCGCAAGCUUCGGGCUGAAAGUGGUGUCAGCAAGACUCUCCGUCAAGCUAUGCCAAGUCCGGUGCGCAACUGGCAAUCAGCAGCGGACGACUAUGUCAACUCUACGGUUGAGUUCAUCGAAGAUCUCCUAGAGCAUGCGAGACCAAAGCUCGCUGCUGGGUACGAGACAAUCGUCAAAGACACCACCGCAUUGUUCAAGACAUACCCAGCGCGUAUUUCCAUUACUCGUGUUCCUCAGGACCUUGCGGGCUUGGAUCCUAAGCAGUAUAAGCUUGAGAUCGAAGGCACGCCAUCUGCGCCCACUGUAGAGAUUCAGAAGCACGGUGGCCGCGAGGGAGAGCUAGCGAGAACCCCAGCAACUCGCACAAGCGAGUUCAAGACGCUCACCUUUGAGUACGGCGCGCCGAUCCGUGUGCGCUGGCAAGCGCCUGUUAACCAUCACAAGAAGGAUUGGAUUGGUCUGUACAUGGUCACGGACAACCAGUCUCGUGAAGUCACACGCAUCAGCUCCAACGGGAGAUGGGUCGCUACCAACAAAGGUGUCUAUGAUUCUACUCGCGCCGAGGACGGUAUCUUGGUCUCUGACCGGCUUGUGAGUGUUAAUUCUGAUGAAGAUGAGGGUGGCGACUGCUACACUGGUGAGGUAGAGUUUCGUGGGGACAAAUUGUGGUGGACUACGGGCGUAUUCGAGUUUAGGUACCACCACGGCGGCAAACAUCACGUCAUGGCAUUGUCUCAGGCCUUCGAGAUCCGCAUCGCAAGGUUCGACGAAGACGAUGUGGAGGUGGACGCCAAUGGAACUGUCCACCGCGCAGUCGAGCAAGCUCUCCUACCUGUCAUCCAGAACUGCUUUGAUCGCGAUCCAGAGAUUGCGCCUUCAACGCCAGAGGAGAGCUUUGGAAGCCUCGUGGAGCGAGAUGGCAAGUUCGCCAAGCGCGUUGUGUUCGCGGUCCAUCAGAUGUUUGGCAUCGAGUUCGCGCCCGAAGUCGUCCAAGCCGAUGGCAACGCAAGAAACCUAGCAUGGCGUAUCUGCAACGCGAAAAAGAUCCUAGCGCCGUACAGCAUGUCCGCAAGCCGCGGUAGAAACACGCCCACAUCUCGCUAGGGUGGAUUCGAUACCUUGUCCUGGUAGAUGUCUUUGUCUCGACGCUAUUGACAUCCCCUUUUGGAAGGUUUCUGGGAGAAUACCAGGCGUGUGGAAUAAGCCAUUUGCGAAAUGAGUCCGACCACAUCGCCUAUUGUUGCUCUUGGGCGGGGAGAUAUUUGUCUUUGUUCAUAUCGCAUGCAUGCGGAACGUUGUGUUGCACUGGAGGCACCCAUCGAUGAGGAGCACCAGGUAGCUGUUGUCUGUCGUAAAUUGGCACUGGCGUUCGAAUUGAGGUUGGGCACAAAAGCAUAUACGUAUUCAUAGUCUAUAUUCGAAAAGUUGCGGAA